UAUUUCUCAAAUUUUUUUUUUCGCAACGCUGUCCUGUUCGCUAACCACCAUCUUCUAGCUAAUCAAUCCACUGCAGCCGUUCGAGCGCUCUGGAUGUCGGCGGUCAACUCUUAAAUGGCUGCAUUAUACCUUCAUAAUGCAAUUUUCUCCCCCGAGCCAGCAGAGUUGCCACCUUCACAUUCACGGACAAUUUCGACGGCGACGCUGAGGACCAUCGCUUCGGAAAACUCUCAUCCGACGGAACCGCUACUGGACCCUUUGUACUCUGGUUCAGCGUAUCUCGACCUCCUGGAGCGACAGCCAGCUCAUCCCACUGGUCCGAGCCCGGGGUGGGAUAUGGGAUUAACCCUUGACUAUACACCAACAUUGAGGGAACGCAAGGGGUAUUGGGAAAAGGCUGUUCGCCGGCGUUUAAAGGUCCUGAAGCUAACCGUGUUAAUCUUUGAAAUGAUCAUGGGUGCCUGGGCCAUAUACAGCGCCAUCCGGUAUUUUCUGGCAUUUGCGUUUUACCAGUCUAUCACCGGUCAAGACGUUUCUCUUGCCCUAGGGACCAGUACAGCUGUCUCCGCGACCUUUUUGUUAUGUCGUUUCAUCGUAUCUUUUUGCCAGACACAGUUGAUUCGCGCUCACGUCGAUCUACAUUCAAUUCUCCUCACACGAACUAUAUUUCGCUUCCUCGCAUCUAUAUUCCUGUUGGGACCUGCGAUCGUCGCGUUUGCAUUAACAUUCGUUUGGCAAAAUGUCCCCGAAGAACCUGAGCUAAGCUUGUCACAGCGAUGUGGGCUCGACCUUGAUGUUGUUUGGGCCGUGUCAGCGUCAAGCUCAACGUGUCAGGGCAGAACACACGAUUGGGCGUCCUGGCUUGGCUUGUCUAUCCUUCGCAUCUUCAUUACUUUGGCUAUCAUUAUUCCUUACAACUUGUCUUCUUCUGCCUACCAGGUUACUCGCCGGCCCUCCCAAAGAGCCCGCAAACGCAGGCGCCGCCGCCACCACCUCGCUAACCCCGAAUCAGUCGAUCAAUCCAUGUCUUCCUCUCCCCUUAUGGCUGCUUCCUUUCAUACCGCGCCCACCACUCGGUCUUCUAAUCCACAUUUAUGCUCCACCUCUACUAUCACAUCCUCGCCGCGAAUGCAGAAAUCUUUGCGAAGCUCACGCAAUACAUCGAUAAGAAGCGUUCCUGUCUCCGAUUCCCCUUCAUCGGAGGAAGACUCAUCCUCCACGGAAACCCACAAUGCCCAUCAUAGACCUAUUCCUAGCGGCGAAAAAUCUCGUGCAUCUAGUUCAAGCGCCACCCCAAAAACCCCGACACCUCCCCUUCCAACGGUUUCUGACAAUGACCGUGAUCUCUACCACUUUGUCGAUCGAUUCCAUUCACUCGUAUCCCAAAUCAGCCGAGAGACCGAUGAAGGCCUAGAAUACGCUCGUCCUGAUGGUUCUUCGAGUUCUCAUUCCGAGAGCAUGGCGAGUUCGUACUCGUACUCUGCUGCCAUUGGAUAUGACGAAUUUGGAAGACCCUAUCCACCGGACGAUCAUGUUCGGGUACUGGGAGGGUACGUACGCCGGAUGCCUACGAUUGAGAGUAUCGGCUCGCGCGAGAUGGGCACGACAUCGAGUCUGCACACUAUUGAGCGGAUGACCUCAUUCAGUCGACCGCCAACGCGAAACACCCAUCCCCUUUCGAGCGAGCCACCGAGCCGGUCGAAUAGUUUGCUUAUAAGUGCAUGCGGGGAACUCGGGGAGAUUGUUGCUGACCACGUGGAUACACAGGGCAGUGCAAGCACCAGUGGGAGUCAGCCUUCAGCGACGAGUACGAUAUCGUAUUAUACUGCGGGGAGUGGAAGUGCUAGUCCAGUGGUGGAGACACCCCCGACAAUCGUGCAAUACACCCCGGGGUCUAUUUCUCCGCUGUGAUUCGUCCUUUUUUUUCGGCUUUUUUCAUUCGGUAUUCUUUAGGACGGAUGACGGGAAACGGACAUUGGAGCUUGAUCUAUCCGUAACUUAUCAUCAUUUACUUUGACUGUAGAUUUAACAAAGUCAAUAUUGUACUUGUAUUCACCGGUACCCAAUUGUUGUUAUACUAAUCCUGUCAUUGAUUUGCAUAGGGACGUUUAACUUUUGUUUAAACUUGCUGUCGUAUACCUAGGAGACACUUACGAUUGUCAUAGACGCCAAAGGUUAAUUCAAU
Messenger RNA from Guyanagaster necrorhizus, 2185 nucleotides. RefSeq lists its product as uncharacterized. Bases 115 to 1911 code for a protein of 598 amino acids. The transcript has 3 exons. The record is from RefSeq and is a predicted model, not a curated record. Lineage: Eukaryota; Fungi; Basidiomycota; Agaricomycetes; Agaricales; Physalacriaceae.